AUGCCACCUCCGGCGACCACUACAGCCAUAUUCAUCUCGGCGAUAUUAGGGUUGACUCGGGCCGGUGCACUUCCCCGGCAGACUUCAACGGUCGACCAUCCCGAGCUUGACUUGGUGUCAUGGCCGCUGGCGCCUACAGCAGCGCCAAAUCUGCCAUACGAACUCCUGCAGCGCCAGGACUUUAACACGAUAUGCGGCUACAUCGGAGGCGACUCGGCACUUCCAGCGACGUGCUCGGCUGGUUCGCAUUGCGUUCUUGAUCAGGGCCAUGGGUUCAUUGGUUGCUGCCCGGAUAAUGGGCCUUGUACGGCGGGCGUGUACACCGGUUGUGUAGAUGUCAACAGUCCACCACAGACAGUAGUCAACCCGUACAUCUACACGUGUCGAGGCUCAGACGUCUGCUACAAGAAUGAAUUCGCAGGCGGCUACAACCAGUACGGAUGUGGCACGGCCUCCGACCUCGGUACCACGGUUCAGACCUCGAUUCAAGGCGCCACAACUGCUCUCGACCUGCCAGCGUCUAGUAUGCAGCUGACUCAGGAAGUGUCCUCAUUGUCAGAACCCACGACAAUUGGUUCUGCUAGCUCCAGUUCAGGGACGAGCACAAGAAGCACUGGCUCUUCGAGCAGCACCAGCAAGUCAGCAUCCAUAUCAUCCACAAAAACGCAAUCUUCAACAUCACAAACGAGCUCGAGUUCUACAGAGUCCGGGACAGGCGAGGCUGCUACAUCUCCCGUGGAAGACCCUCCUGCCGAGCACAGCAACAACAGAAACGCCGUGAUUAUCGGCGCGACGCUUGGCAGUGCGGCCGGCGUGGCACUGCUUGGUAUUGCUGCAUUCUUCAUCCUGAGGCAACGCAAGAAUUCUCGCGAAGGCCCAGGUCGCACCCCCACCGGACCCGAUACACAAUACAUCAGUCCCAUGGGCAAUCACGGAGCAGCAUUUGCACCUUUGCCGUCUUGGAGCGACGAGGACCAGUACCAACAUGGCCAGGAUUAUCCACGGCGCUCAAAUGAAAGCCAGAUGCCCAUGGUACCUCCUCCAUUGCGGGAGCACCCGGCAUUCCAUCAACAGCCUAUGUUGGCAGUAGGCACAGGAUUGACGCCCGUCGUCGAGGAAAGAUUCGAGGACUAUGAUGCUGGUAACGCUCACGGACGAGGGCGCGAGAUCGAUGAGUUCUCCCAGGCGUAUGCGAGUGCUAGAAUAGGAGAGACUUCAUCUCAGGAGGACUCAGAGCGAUGGCCUCUAGCGGCCGCAGCCAGCGCCAAUCCAAGCAACAGCAGCACAGGCGACCAAGGACGUGCUGGGUCAGAUUCGGAUGAGAUGGAGAGGCUGCCAAGCCCUUCUCGUGGUGGCCACCGACCUUUAUGGCAACAGAAUCGACAACAAAGUCGCAACAUGAUGUGGAUGUGA
Molecule: messenger RNA, 1413 nt
Organism: Microdochium trichocladiopsis
Lineage: Eukaryota; Fungi; Ascomycota; Sordariomycetes; Xylariales; Microdochiaceae
Exons: 2
Coding region: 1-1413 (470 amino acids)
Source: RefSeq, a predicted model, not a curated record